Messenger RNA from Spodoptera exigua (beet armyworm), 2050 nucleotides. The record is from the annotation of a GenBank genome assembly. NCBI's taxonomy places the organism in Eukaryota, Metazoa, Arthropoda, Insecta, Lepidoptera, Noctuidae.
CUCAGCAGAAAUAUAUUGAACUCAAUAGGUAAUCUUGGCAGUGCGGUCAAGGCGAGUGGUUCUGUUGUUCUGAGUCAGAAAAACAUAUGUGCAAACAUAAAUGUAGUGCAAAACUAAUUUCACUGUGUGUUCCUUAAAUACAAAAAAAAAAACAUGAAGAACUGUGUGAUAAUUUUGUGUGGAGUUCUUCUUUUGCAAAAUGCCUUAGGUCUAGAAUACAACAGGGGGCAGCGAUUUAAUUAUAAUUCCAAUACCGAUUUCUUGUUGCACGAAGCCGGCUCGCAACCAUCCGGAAAUCAAUCGCCUACAAAUCAAAAUGGAGGCAAAUCAAAUUAUGCUGCUCAAUUUCCAGCACUUGGUCCCCCAAGCUCAUCGCAAUCACAAACAAUUGCGUCCCAAAAUAUAAAUGCUGGGCGUCAAACCAAUGCCCAAUCGUCUAACGGAAAAAGGGACUAUGUCGCGCCACAGUACCCAACGGUUAAGCCAACUCAACAAAUUACCCAGCCCUCUGGAGGGAACAGUCCUAACGCAUGGCAAUUGCCAUCAAAUAAUCAAAAUGGUGGUAGGCCUAAUAAUGCUGCUCAAUUUCCGCCACUUGGUCCGUCAUCCACAUCACAAUCAUCUAAUAAUCAAAACUUUGGACCUCAACGUAAUUCUCAAUCAUCUAACGGAAAACGAGACUAUGUUGCUCCUCAAUAUACAACAGUAAAGCCAAUCCUACCAAGUAAUCCACCUACUGGAUCUGGAGGAAAGGUGAAAGAUCUCAUCAACUUCUAUGAUAGUAAAUCACCAAGCCAAGGGGGAACAUUUAGUUACAGUUCAAUUUUACAAGGUAAUAACAAAAAUGGACCAAAUCCAACAGCAACAGUGCCGUCAACACCUAUGACUUCAUCGGCCCAUACGCCAAAACCAUUUAGCUCUGUCGUGGCUGGUAACAAACCUAGCACGCUUUCUACAUUUACAACUCCUAUACCUACAACACGAAUGCCUAGUGCACCUACGUCUCGGCCAGGAACCCCUGUACUACCAAGCACGAUACUAAACAACAAUAGAGGAACCACAAACACGAACUCCAAUGGUGUGACUGAUGCUGAAUUAGAAGUGCUAAGUGAGGAGUUAUUAAGGAAAGAUACAAAUAAUGCUGCUAGAUACAUAACGAUCAACUAUCAAGAAAAGACUACUUCUCAAUCAAUGGAGGAUAAGGCACCGCUCCCAUUGAUUACCAUAGCGCCUGAAGUAUGGAACAUCCCAACGAUUCAGAAAUUCGUUCCAUUAUUAGAUAACUAUGAGAGAGACACAUUGGUAAAUGAACAUGUAACAGCUCAGGAGAGAACCGAGGAAAAUGCCUUUAUGGAUGCGGUAAUGUCUACGUCUGUGAUGAGGCACUUAAUGUUAUUUUUGAAAAAUAAAGGCUAUGUGACUCCAGACCCGAAGCAACAAAGAGACUUUCUUAAACAGAUAUGGUUUAGUUUAUACUCCCGGGGCAGAGGAAAAAUAAGCAGCUCCGGAUUCGAACAUGUAUUUGUAUCUGAACUGAAAAACGGUGGAGUUUCUGGUUUACAUAACUGGAUAUAUUUCUCCCGAGAAGAACUAGCAAACAGAGUUAAUUAUCUGGGAUAUUUGAAAUAUGAAUUACUUAACGAUAAAGGAGCUGUCAUGAAGAUCCAUUUUAAUCAACAAGGCGUGGACAAACCUGUGAACAGCCUGUUUGUUGGAACUUCACCGGAGUUGGAAAUGGCACUGUAUACUCUCUGCUAUGUGACACGCGUGGAUAACGACUGUAAACUAAAACUGGCCAACAAAGAAGUUAACAUUAUAACUUACAACUUCCGUUAUCGUAGCAAAAAUUUGAUAGGGAGCGCAUAUCCUCAAAUAUAAACAAGUCAAUAAUUACUUUAUUUUGUAAAUACCUUAGUAAGAUCAUAAUUUUAUAAAGGAAAAGCAUUUUAAAUACUCAACUUACUACUUCAUUUUCACUCCCCAUCCUCGUUUUCUUUAAACCAUAAUCAAAUAUUUUAAAAAAUGUAAAAUUAUCAUCGUUGAUUCACGG